GCUUGAUCACCCAUGAAGGCCAUCAGAGGUGUGCUUUUGACAUGGUUAGUCGUUUACGCAGAGUUCUAUUUACGUGGUUUCUUGAACCUCCUUCUAACAGUGAUGCGGCGGUCAAGCAAAUUCUGUUGGCUAUGAACGAAAGACAGACGUUCAUCAUUGAAGACCUUGACGAAAACCAUCUCCUCAUCAAACAAGAAAUGGAGUACUAUGUCAGGAAAGAGUUGGAAGCGGAGUUGGAGAAGAAUACGUACAGUCUGGAAACAUGACGUUUAAGUCUCUUGUCCGUACACCAAGAAUCAUUUUCGUGACGCCGAUAACAACUAGCUGAUUGUCAAUAUUUGCAAGGAGUUCUACUCCUA
Molecule: messenger RNA, 359 nt
Organism: Desarmillaria tabescens
Lineage: Eukaryota; Fungi; Basidiomycota; Agaricomycetes; Agaricales; Physalacriaceae
Product: nucleotide excision repair TFIIH subunit
Exons: 3
Coding region: 42-266 (74 amino acids)
Biological process (GO): nucleotide-excision repair, preincision complex assembly; nucleotide-excision repair; transcription initiation at RNA polymerase II promoter
Cellular component (GO): transcription factor TFIIH core complex; transcription factor TFIIH holo complex
Source: RefSeq, a predicted model, not a curated record